AUGGCUGGAGCUGAACAAGUCACAGCGGAUGGGUCAACCAUGAUCGAACACAUAGAGCCCCUAAAUUCCAAUAACCCUAUUCCCAAGGCUAUUGCAUCAACCUCAAAGGUCAUUGGCAGAAGAAAGGCGGCUAAGGGCAAGGGCAAGGCGGCAACCAAGCUCCCAAAGUCAUGGAAGCUAGUCAAGCGUGCAGAUGGCGAAGUUCCAAAGGAAUCCAGGCAUGCAGAGAUGAUGCUACUCUAUGCAUCUCUCCUGGCAACUGGUCAAAAGAACCCUGACUACGCCGCUGUUGCUACCAUUCUGGGCAUUAGUUAUCAUACAGCUUUCCAAAGAUGGCAACGCCUCGAACGCCACCUGAAGCAAUUUGUUGUUGAGAAUAGCGGAGAUGUGGUUCAUAGCGGUACUAGCAAAAAGGAAACCAAGGUGACGAAUGAAUACAAUGGGAAGCAUGACGGCGAUAAGUCUGCAAAAACUCAGAAUACUUCUAGACUCAAGAAUGAGACGAUCAUUAGCGAUGAGGGAAUGGACAAGUACGAUGAGGAGCUCGAGAGCGAGGGGGGUUUAAGCUUCCGGGAAGCUGCUUUGCUUUGA
This is a messenger RNA of Penicillium taxi, 591 nucleotides long. RefSeq lists its product as uncharacterized. Lineage: Eukaryota; Fungi; Ascomycota; Eurotiomycetes; Eurotiales; Aspergillaceae. The transcript is spliced from 2 exons. The coding region runs from base 1 to 591 and encodes 196 amino acids. The record is from RefSeq and is a predicted model, not a curated record.